AUGAAAAACAAAGAUUUUGGCUUUGUGGAAAGAUCAAAACUUGAUGAAAUUGCAAUAAAACUUGCACAGGAUUCAAUAAAUUCGGGAGUUAAUGGCAGUUCCAAUAGUUAUAUUGAUGGAUUAGGUAAUUAUGAUGUUAACGUGUUGCAAGCAGCUUUAGAAGAACAUGGUUUAGAAACUCAAUGGUUUGAUUCUAGAAAAGUUUGGAAUUUAGAUUCAAAAUUAUCAAAACCUCAUAAAUUUUUAAAUUCAGAAGAGAUUUCUUGA
This is a messenger RNA of Entrophospora candida, 267 nucleotides long. The record is from the annotation of a GenBank genome assembly. Lineage: Eukaryota; Fungi; Glomeromycota; Glomeromycetes; Entrophosporales; Entrophosporaceae.